AACUCAAGGACAACAGUAUUACACUUGUAUAGACAGUUGAUAUACUAUUCAAAGCUACUGCCCAACAUAAAUGAUCAAAAGACAAAGAUAAAUGAGAUACAAACAAAGUUCAGACAAAACAAGAAUCUAACAAACAUCACAGAGAUAACCGAUUGUUGUAAAGAUGCUGAAAAGAAGUUAAAGUUCUUAAAGGUGAUUGCUCCUAGGGCACCAGGACAACAACAGGGCAUUGCAGGAAAGUAUACGAUGGAAGAUGGCAAGCUGGUAGAUAGUCAACAGAAGGAAAAGGAGAAGAGAAUGUAUAAAGAUCAAGGAAUUGAUAUCAUGGAUUAUAGAAGACACUUGCAUCUUUUAAACAGACAGCACUUUGGUGGAAGA
Acytostelium subglobosum LB1 is the source of this 378-nucleotide messenger RNA. RefSeq lists its product as hypothetical. The annotation marks the transcript as partial. The transcript is spliced from 2 exons. The record is from RefSeq and is a predicted model, not a curated record. Lineage: Eukaryota; Evosea; Eumycetozoa; Acytosteliales; Acytosteliaceae.